Corylus avellana is the source of this 2094-nucleotide messenger RNA. RefSeq names its product putative mitochondrial adenine nucleotide transporter BTL3. Lineage: Eukaryota; Viridiplantae; Streptophyta; Magnoliopsida; Fagales; Betulaceae. The record is from RefSeq and is a predicted model, not a curated record. Gene Ontology annotation, biological process: transmembrane transport.
CUGUGACGCGCAAGGCCGAAGCAUUGACGGUCAGCCACCAAAUCGAAGACGACGAAAAACCCGAUGUGAGCGUGCGGCGAUGGAAGCCAAUCACCAUCAGUAUAGUUCCAAUUCCUGCUGUCGCUCUCCUUCCCCAAAUCUCAUUCCAUUCCCUCGUGCUCUUCAAGCUCCUCCUGCUAUUCCCAUAACUAUUCCCAUUCCUAUUCCGACUUUUUCUUCAUCAACCGCCCCUUUAAUACUCUAAAUGUUGUUGAAAUCCAAACCCCAUUUCCACCAACCCACUCACCCCCCGAAGCCUCCCUCUCUCACACCACCACUCUCACUGCUUCGCAAUGCACGGCCCCGACCGCUGGUUCACCCGCCUGAUCGAACCCGAUCCGUCCGAUUCGUUGCCCCUCCUCGGAGGCUUGUUCCUCGACCACCACAAUGUUCCCGCUUCGUUUGUCAGGCUGAUCUCGCCGGGUAGUUUUUCGGGUUCGGGUUUGGGUUCUUGGAGCCUUAGACUUGAGGCUCCACGGCGAGGGAAGAGAGUCGGCGGAGAGUUUUUGUCGGUGAGCUUGUCGAUAAAGCGAGACGAUCAUGGGGACAAUGGGUACGUUCGGGAAUCUGGGGAAGUGCUGGGGCAAAACGAGAAUAAGAGUAUGGAGGAAGAGGAGGAAGCGGUGGAGGAGGCGGUGGUGUAUAAGGAGGAAGAGAAGGUACGGACGGUCAAGACUAGGGGACCAUAUGCUAUGAACGUGACCAAGCAUCUCUGGGCUGGAGCUGUUUCUGCUAUGGUCUCAAGAACCUUUGUUGCCCCACUUGAAAGAUUAAAGCUAGAAUAUAUAGUUCGUGGUGAGCAGAAGAACCUUUUUGAUCUCAUCAAGACAAUUGCAGCCACUCAAGGGCUGAAAGGUUUUUGGAAAGGAAAUUUUGUCAAUAUUCUUCGUACGGCGCCCUUUAAGGCUAUCAAUUUCUAUGCAUAUGAUACUUACAGAAAUCAACUGAUGAAAUUGACUGGGAACGAGGAAACUACGAAUUUUGAGAGGUUCAUUGCUGGUGCUGCAUCUGGAAUCACUGCUACCAUGCUCUGCAUACCGAUGGACACUAUCAGGACAAAGAUGGUAGCACCUGGUGGUGAAGCCUUGGGUGGUGUUAUCGGUACUUUCCGCCACAUGAUCCAAACAGAAGGAUUCUUUUCUCUUUACAAGGGCUUAGUACCCUCCAUCAUAAGCAUGGCCCCUUCAGGUGCGGUGUUCUAUGGUGUUUAUGAUAUGUUGAAAUCAGCAUAUCUGCAUUCCCCAGAAGGGAGAAGAAGAAUCCAAAACAUGAAACAAGAAGGUGAGGAACUGAAUGCUUUGGAACAGCUUGAGUUGGGUCCGGGCAGAACAUUAUUGUAUGGGGCGAUUGCUGGUGCUUGUGCUGAAGCUGCUACUUAUCCAUUUGAAGUUGUGAGGAGACAGCUCCAAAUGCAAGUGCGGGAAACAAGGUUAAGUGCACUGGCAACUUGCAUCAAGAUAAUUGAGAAAGGAGGUGUUCCUGCUCUCUAUGCAGGAUUAAUUCCCAGCUUAUUGCAGGUUUUACCAUCAGCUGCCAUAAGUUAUUUUGUGUAUGAGUUCAUGAAGAUAGUUCUCAAAGUAGAGUCCACAUAGAGAGCCUGCUCAAGUCCAUUGGAGUGCGCUUGUGGUAGUUGGAUUUUCUGGUUUCUUUUUUCUUCUCUUUUCUUUUCUUUUUUUUUUUUCUUUUUUUUUUCUUUUUUCUUUUUUUAAUAAGGAAAUAUAUCUUUUUUGGGGAUUUUUUUUUGGGAUUUUUUUUUGGGGGGUGGGGAUGGAAUAUACUUGAUUAAAUGGAGCAGUUGAUGUUUUCAGUUGUGCUUCUGCUCAAGUAUAUUUCUUUUAAAAUUUACAUGUUACUUUUGAAACCUACAAGUAGAACAACUGAAAAAACUGAUUUAUAAAGGAGUAAAGAAAAUAAUGUUGGUGAACGUGUCAGUGAUCUGUUAAACCAUAAUUUUACCCUCCGUUGUUCAUUUGGAGAUUAUCUUUAUUUCAAAUUUUGAUUUUACUUUUCAAAAUUUAUGUAAUGGCGAGGUGGUUUGUCAUUUCUAUUGACAUU